Molecule: messenger RNA, 1117 nt
Organism: Numida meleagris (helmeted guineafowl)
Lineage: Eukaryota; Metazoa; Chordata; Aves; Galliformes; Numididae
Product: spidroin-1-like
Exons: 2
Coding region: 581-1117 (178 amino acids)
Source: RefSeq, a predicted model, not a curated record
CGGCAAAGCUGCAUCACUCCCGAUAAAAGAAACUUUGCAAAGAUACAGCACAACAAAGCAACGUCUCCCAUUUCGUCAGAGCCUUUGUGUACUUCAUGCUUGACCAAUUUGCUUCUCCCUGCUCUAGUUCUGAUUGGUUUUGUGGUUGCAGCAAGAAAAUCGCCUCUGCAACAGCGGACUGUGAAGUUACAGAUAAUGACCGUGUGUUCUGUGAACAACAUGAUAUAUUUUAUCACAGCGUUUCAGGUCUGCAGAACCGGCACCAGAGACUUCUCCUUUUGGGAAAAUGCCUUCCCUCGGUGCUCCAGAGGAACAGCUUCUUCCUCUUCACUGCCAUUCCCGUUCUGUGCCUGCAUUGUCUGGCACACAGCACAGACAGAAAGCAGAACAGCAUUACAACGGGCUGUGUGCUUUGUUUAAUGCUAACGGCACGGCAUUCUAACAACCGACUCAGAAGUUUGAUCUCAUUUGCAACAGAAGUCACCAGUUUUGCAGUAAGAUAGCAAGGGUACAAGCCCAGUGCAUCGCUUCAUAACUCCAAUCCAUACUAAAGAAGAACACAGAGUGCCCUUAGGGGCUGAUGAAGGAAAGCCUCCCAGCUGCCGCCGCUGCAGCCGCAGCAUUCCCUGCCUUCUUUCCAAAUGGAACCAAGCUGUACCCCACGUCACCGGCUGCCAACUUCAGAUAUUGUACGCAGUCGAGCAAGAAACACAACGGACGAGGCGCCACCGCAGACCCGCGGGGCCGGGCCGGGCUGAGCCGCAACCCGCACUCACCCGCCGCCGCCGCCGCCGCCGCCGCCGCCAUCUUCCCGUUGCCAGGCGACGCGACAACAGCCGGUCACGUGACGGCCGGGCGCGACCACCUCGCCCCGCUGUGGGGGGGCAUGGGGGCCGGGGGGUUCGGGCCGCACCACCUCGCGCCGCAGAGCCGGGGGGGAACGGGCCGCGCCGCCUCAGCUCAGCGCUGCCCCCCGGCCCCGCUGCUGGCACAGGUACCGGGGUACCGGGGUAACGGGGCCGGGGCGGGCGGGGCGAGGCGGAACGGAGGGGGGCGGGGCCUUUUCGCCCUUCCCGCAGCUCCCCGCCGGCACGGAGGCGGUUACCGGGUGCCCUGA